GUAAAAAGCUUGUUAGCCCUUACAAAACAUGGUGACGUUACAAACUUCUGGUACGUCUGUCACUGUAAGAUCGACGUAAUGCUGCUUUAUUAAGCGAUUGAGAAGCCUGAACUACCCGAGACGUGUUCCAAAGGGCGACUGCCGAUCUGCGCCGGGAGUCUUUGGCACCACAACUGCCCGCGGGUGCCCGGGAUGCGGGGAAGCAGCCGGCAGGGCCAAAGCGGAACUGCCCGCGGCCGGAUCCAAACUUUCCCGGCUGCGGCGCUGCCGUGGUGAGGACUCAACCGCCCCCGGGAAGACGUCGAGGGACUUUUGGGAAGGAGAACGGCCCCGAGCACCCAGCCACAGACCCGCACUCGAAGUUCGGCCCAGGGCGCGGGAGGCCGCCCGCCGCCGCCCGGCUCUCACAGCCGGCGUGAGAUGGCGUUGCCAGACUUGGUCACUACUUGCCUUUCUCAACCUGUGCAUUAUGCAAUUUGCAAACUUGGAUUUGAGAAGAAAGACACUCAUGAUAUUGAUAAUAUUUUAUCUGAAAAUGGAGAAGUAUGUUGGCAAGCUGUUACAGAGCAUGUGUAUUACCUUGAAUCAGAUCAAAGCAUGGAUUAUAUCAAAAGCAUACGAUCAUUAGGACCUGUCUGUGAAUCUGUUAAUUCGUACUUCAAAUCUCUGACCAAGGAGCAGUUUGUAAUUCAGUAUGCAUCAUGGUUCCACUGGACAAACUGUACAGAGGUAUUUCUGGAAGUGUUUGAUGUUUUACAAUCUACACAAACUACAGAAGUUGCUCUUGGCUUAAUGAAACUAACAUCAUGCCUGGAGCGAGCCUUGGGUGACGUGUAUUUACUUAAGGGUAAUGAUUGUCCUUUCCUUCUAAGAGACUUGCUUGCAUCUGAGCAGCUUGCAGAUGUCUUUGGACAAGCUGUAAUGAAUGUACUGAGGGUAUUCAUUGGAUCUCCACAUGGUCUGAACCUUCGUAAUGUUUUGUGGCAUGGGUUUGCAUCACCACAAGAAAUUCCUGCCAAAUACUGUGCUAUGCUGCUCUUUUUAACUGCAGGAUUGGGUCAGUUGUUACAGACCUAUCUUCUGCAAACUAAAGGUGUCUUAGUACAUCGACCUUAUGUGGUCUUCAUUAGCUUAGAGGAGCUUGAUGCAUUUCCAGAUCUCAAUAGUGAAAUACUUUCCAUAGCUGAAGAACUUGUAAAACUGUCCAGUUUUGUAUUAAAAAUUAUGUUACCAUUUUGGAUGGCUGCUUUAACAGCUUUCAAGCAAAGCAGGUAUGCUGACAGUGUGAUUCUUUUACUUCCUCAACUGGAAGUUGGACUUAGAAUGCUCUUCACUACAACUAAUAAAUGUCCAAAUCGAUUGCUAACAGCAGAGUCUUCUGCUCUCUACACCACUUUUGAUGAGAUGCUAGCAAAGCAUUUGGAUGAUGAAGUCGUCAACCAGCUACCUGUAGUUCUUGAGGAGCCUGCCAUGGAAAGUGACUUCCUUUGGGAUUUCUUGAACCACCAGGAGGGCCCACGUAUAAGAGAUCAUUUAAGCCAUGGAGAGAUCAAUCUAGAAACAUUUCCCAGAGAAAUAGCUAACCAGAUAGUUGGAUUUGCUAUUUCUAUUCUCUGCAGAUUCUCAGAUGAAAAUAUGUUUUCUCUUAAGGAACACAUGGUCAUAAAACCACUGAUGAACUGUGCAAGUUGCUACCAAUCUCGGUUUCAUCCAAUUUCCCGACUCAAGAAACAGGUGCUGGAAUGUAUGAAGAGCAUCCACUUAUGGCCUGAAUUGACAACAGUGCCUGAGGAACAAGUAGAAAAGAUUAAAGGGUUGGAAGGAAAUGCCAAAGGUAAUACUUUAAUUUUGAUGGUAUCUGAAAUUAUAUCUCAGUUGCAGCAUUGUAUGCCCCAGAAUUGCUGCAGUUCAGAUGAUCCUAUCAAUGGUGUCCUAACAGAGAGGCUGCUGGUGGAACUUUGUGAUACGCGCAUUUGCACGCUGUAUUCCCCACGACCUGUCCUGGAAGUAGUGGUGGUACUCCGCAAAAUAAGCGCACAGUGCCAUCAAGUGUCCCAACAGGUUAUUGCCGGCGCUGGGCUGAGACACACGCAGUGGUUUAACAAGACUCUGCGUUCUCGCCAGAGGCUCAACUAUCAACGGAUGCUGAACAGCAUUAAAUUUUUGUCUCCAGUGUUGCGACUCAUCUUACUGUUGAUUACUCUGGAAGUAGUCAGUGUUCAUUCCGUUUGUAAGAAGAAUCCUUUUGAUUAUCAGCAGUACCUAAAGUUUUUGAAGUCAGUCUUGCAGUACACUGAGAACUUGGUGUCAUACACAAGCCCUGAGAAAAACAAGUGGGAUGAAACCACAGAACUUACAAAGAACACUUUGAUAAAAAUAAGGAAAAUCAGUGACAGAAAGCUAAUGUUAAUGCAUCUAGCUACGUGAAUGAAAUGGGCUUGUGAUUGUCUGGACAUUGUUAUAUCUAAACAGUUACAGAUACCUCAUAUUUGAUAAAUCUAAUUCAAAGACAAAUUUCAUAAGUAAUUUUCAAAUUUUGGAUGCAAAAUUUACUCUUUUUGUCAGAAGGUAGCUGCUGAUACUGGAGAUGAGGAACAGGUUGUUUAUCAAAUCCACUGAAAAAGAUUUAUAUGAACUAAAUCAGGAUGAUACAAGUUCUACUGUAAAUAUGUCUUGUGCUUUGUACAUUGAUUUUUUAAAAUAUUUUUUUGUUUCCUACUGUACUGAAAAAUACCUAAGAAAAAAGUGUGAAUAAAAGCUCUGGACAUUUUUAAAUCCAAAAAAUAAUUUUUUACUUUGGAAUACAUCAGAUAUUAUGUCAGCGACUGUGAUCAACAGGAUAAGAAAUUAUGAACUUUCAUCAUAAAAUAGUGCUCAUUAGCAUCUGUGGUUGUUAUUAAUUGUAAACAGUCUGAUCUUGCUCUGAACUCUGAGGCAGAGCUGGUAACACAGUAACCAGUUGUUUAUAGAUGAGGAUUUAAAGGACCAGGAUAGAUACUUCUGCAGAAGGAUACUUCUUCAGGGUACUUCUGCAGGGUGUGUGUUUGUUUUGUCAAAUUUCAUCUUCUCAUUCCAAAACAUAUUUAGUCUGUUAAUUUCAUACAGAAUGAAUGUGAAUAUGCACAUGCUCACAGACACGUAUUCACUGUGGUUUAGCAAGUUAUCUUCUUAUUGCACACAAUAUUAAUUUGAAUAUUUUAGUUUUUCAAAAUAAAUUCUUCCCCUUUUUCAUCAUCAAAGAGUAGAACUUCAAAGGAAUGCAUAGGUUGAAGAACAGAUUCACAGAAGACCACCAGUGUCUCUCCAUUUGCUUUCUCCUAUGGAGAAUAAAAUCAGAGGGUAAUGUCUGGAGAAUGUUUGGCUCUACAAAGGAUUAAAGAUUCAAGUUACAUUUUAAUAAGCUUCUUUGCAGUGUU
Vidua macroura (Pin-tailed whydah) is the source of this 3416-nucleotide messenger RNA. RefSeq names its product ER membrane associated RNA degradation (gene ERMARD). The coding region runs from base 421 to 2427 and encodes 668 amino acids. Lineage: Eukaryota; Metazoa; Chordata; Aves; Passeriformes; Viduidae. The transcript has 18 exons. The record is from RefSeq and is a predicted model, not a curated record.